ACACCAAUCAGUAUAGUCGAGGCAUUGCUGCAGAACGGUUCGCAAAAAAUAAUGCUGAAAUUGCUUUGGCUUGUCGUGAUUCUAGCGGUGCUCCGUGGCUGCACGGCUCAGACCCCGGAAGCUUACCUGCUGCAGAGCUACAGUCUCCCCCCAGAUCUAAACUUCAUGCCCACCCUGGGCAAUGGUCAUGUGGGCUACACGGUGUUCGGGGAUGCCAUCUUCAUGAACGGAGUGUACAAUGGGCCCUCAGGCAACAGCAAGCGAGCUCGCAUUCCCAAUUGGCUGAACAUCUCAACGGAAGUUUGCGAUCGUUUCGGCUGUGCCACAGACGCGGAUGUGGCCGUGAAUGGUACCAGCUAUGAGAUGGAUCUGCGGGAUGGCUACUUCCGUUCUAGAACAACUUACAAGGGCCUAGGACUAACCGUGGAGCAGAGAACGUAUCCGCAUAAGUACUUCAAUAGGGCCUUGGUUUAUGAGGUGGUGGCCACCAGGAAUAGCGGAUAUACAGCCAGGGCGAACUCCCCACAGUUCCUGAGACUAAGCCAACACCCUGGCAAUGCCAGCGAUGCCUUUGAGUUUGUGGUUGUGUCCAAUGGCAGCAGUGCCAGCGGAGAUUAUCGCACCAUUCGGGGUCGCACGGAGGUGCUAGAAUUCGAGCGUUUCCAGCCAGAACACCAAGAGAUCUACGUCCUGUUCAGCGAAUCCCUGGAGCAGCCCCUGCAAUUGGAGUGGCCCACCUGGCAGGCGGAACUGAGUCAUCGCAUCAUCAUCUGCAUAGAUCGGCAACAGAGUGUGGCCCUCAAGGAGCUGCAGGAUGUGCUGCAAUUGAAUGCCAACAGCCUGCUGCAAAGACACACGGAUGCCUGGCGCAACUUCUGGGACCGAGACUUCUCCAUCGAGCUGGUGGGCAAUGCUCCGGAACUGUCGCAGAUCAUCAAUGCUGGCAUCUUCUACCUGGCCAAUUCGCUGCCCUCGCUAAGCACCAACCAGGCGAAUGAGCCAUUUUACGGCCUCAGCCCCACUGGCCUGGGACGUGGCAAUCUCGAGGCGGACUAUCAGGGUCACAAUUUCUGGGACACGGAGAUCUGGAUGCUGCCGGUGGUCACACAUUUUGGCUUCGAGUAUGGCAAGCAGGUGCUGGACUAUCGCAGCAGGAAACUCGAGGCAGCCAAGUACAAUGCGCGUUCAAAGGGCUUCAAGGGAGCCAGAUUCCCCUGGGAGAGUGCAUUCACGGGCACUGAGGUGACGAAUCCCUGCUGCCCCGAGGUGGCCCAACAGGAGAUACACAUCUCUCCGGACAUCUCCCAUGCCCUACAAAAGUUUCUAGCCCAAUCGGGAGACUUCGCUUGGGUCUGCGAGAAGGCCUGGCCAAUUGCCGCAGAGGUGGCUGAAUUUGUGGUGAGUCGUGCGGCCUGCGAGGAGUUCCGUCCAGUGUGCCACUUGCUUAAUGUAAUGGGACCCGACGAGGAUCAUCCGGAUGUCGAUGACAAUGUCUAUACGAAUGCUGUGUCCAAAAUUGCUUUGGAAUUUGCCGAAUGGGCGGGCGUUUAUUGCGGCAAUGACAGCACUGAACUCUUCGAGAAGUGGCGCCUUGUCAACGAUCGCCUGUUGAUUCUACACGAUACGCAGCUGGAUUAUCAUCCCCAGCAUGUGGGCUAUGUGGUGAACACCACCGUCAAGCAGGCGGACACCAUUCUGCUGGGAUAUCCCCUGGGAUAUGAUAAAAGCACCACGCACCUAAACGAUCUGAGAAUUUAUUCGAAUGUAACCAGAGAGUCGGGACCGGCCAUGACUUGGUCCAUGUUCGCCGCCAACUAUCUGACCAGCAAGGAGGAGUGGACUGGCCACGAGUAUUUCGAGCGCGGCUACAAGAACUACGUCCGUCCCGAGUUCAAGGUGUGGAGCGAAACGCCGUUGGGCUAUGAGGGUUCCGCGAACUUCAUCACCGGCAUCGGUGGCUUCCUGCAGGCCAUCAUCUACGGCUAUGGUGGCAUCAGCUUUAGCCGAAAUGACAACAAAACCAUGAUGAAUGUUCGCGUGGGCACAGCGCCGCUGGAUGUGUCCGAGGUGCAUGUGAAUUAUUUGCGCUAUGCGCAUAGCACAUGUCGCUGGAUCUUUGGGCAUGCAUUCUCCAAAAUGGACUGUGGCGCCCGAACAGGUCCAGACUUUGUGAUGGUGCAGGGCAAAAAGCGAACUUUGCUGGGCAGAUCGUUCAAUGUGACACUCCUGAAAGGUGAUGAGCCCAUUCAGAUUAGCUAUUUGGAAUAAAUUGAAUACAUUUUAUUAUUAUUUUGAA
Molecule: messenger RNA, 2296 nt
Organism: Drosophila obscura
Lineage: Eukaryota; Metazoa; Arthropoda; Insecta; Diptera; Drosophilidae
Product: protein-glucosylgalactosylhydroxylysine glucosidase
Exons: 6
Coding region: 52-2268 (738 amino acids)
Biological process (GO): carbohydrate metabolic process
Molecular function (GO): catalytic activity
Source: RefSeq, a predicted model, not a curated record